Messenger RNA from Capsella rubella, 1790 nucleotides. Its product is annotated as protein CHLOROPLAST IMPORT APPARATUS 2. The transcript has 3 exons. Gene Ontology annotation, cellular component: nucleus. Gene Ontology annotation, molecular function: protein binding. Gene Ontology annotation, biological process: regulation of DNA-templated transcription. Bases 379 to 1557 code for a protein of 392 amino acids. The record is from RefSeq and is a predicted model, not a curated record. NCBI's taxonomy places the organism in Eukaryota, Viridiplantae, Streptophyta, Magnoliopsida, Brassicales, Brassicaceae.
CUCUCCCAAUCCAAUUGCUGCCCCUUAUCUCUCUUCGGGGGAACUAGUACAUCCAUCACCCAUGACCUCUCUCUGUGUCUCUCAUUAAAUCUUCCUUGUUUUUUUUUUCUUUUUUGUAGCUAGGCUUUCCUUUUUCAUUUUAUAGUAGACAUCAUUACUCCUAUUUUAUUUGACCUUUUUGCUAUAUUUAGUAUACAAGAUUUUGUCAGAAGGUUUAGGGUUUAACAGUAUAGACUUCGUACGAUACUCUGAAACGUUUCUGAAUUUUAAAUUAUACUUAAUUCUUUAUAAACGGUUUUGGUUUUUUUUUCUUCUUUUCGAGAUUUCAUUUCCUGAUUUCCCCGGAAAAUUAUUCUUGGAUUCUUGCAAGAACUAGAAAUGUCGUCUUGUCUAAGCGGCGGUGGUGCCUAUAUGGUGAAAUCGCCACCGUCACACAACACUCCUUCGCCGUCAUCUACAAUCACCGAGUCAAACUCUCCUCCGUUCUUGAUAUCCACGAGAAGGCCACGAACUCCACGGAAACGUCCGAACCAAACAUACGACGAAGCUGCGGCUCUGCUCUCCACCGCCUACCCAAACAUCUUCUCUUCCAAGAAACCAAAAACUCAGACUUUCAAUAAAUCUCCUCUCAGUGGUUACGACGAAGCUUCUCAGUUGCUUCUCCCGUACGAAUCCAUCGAAGAGUCCGAGUUUCUGUUCAGUCCCACGAUUCCAACGAAAGCAGAGCACUUCUUGGAGCAUAAAGAUGUCAUUUUAGAUGAGCUGGAUGUGAAUGGGUUUGGAACUAGUUUAGAUGACUUCGACGCGGGAUCGAUUCUUGAUGAGGAGAUUGAAGAAGGGAUCGAUAGCUUUAUGGGGAGUAUUGAAUCCGACCAGGGAGAGAAUUGCUACAGAAUAAGUCGAUUAGAGGAAGUGAUGAAGAAUGCUUGGAACGGAAGGUUUCGACUAGGACUCGGACUGAGGAGUUCUCUCAGGGAACACGACGACGGGAACUGGUGCCAAUUCCCCACUGUGGAGUUCGAACAAAUAUCGCCGAGAAUUCAGACAGCCAUAAACGCCGUAGCUGGUGACGGGAAACACAAUGUGGUGGAGAGUAAGACGACGGUCUCGGCGGAGGGAUACAAGAAAAAGAACAAGAACAAGAACAAAAACAAGAACAAGAAAGUGACUCCGGCUGCGGCGGCGGUGGAAUCAAAGAGCUCCGAAGAUCCGUUGCCAGAAUUAGAGCAGAGAGUGAUGAGUCCGUUGUUGAAGCUCGACUACGGUGGGGUUCUAGAGGCUUGGUCGGGUAAGGAGUCGCCGUUCUCCGACGAGAUUAUGGGUUCGGACGCCGCAGGAAUCGACCUAUAUACGCGAUUGGGUGAGAUAGAUUUGUUCGGAGAAAGUGGAAUGAGGGAAGCAAGUGUGUUAAGGUAUAAAGAGAAGAGGAGGAAUCGACUCUUCUCCAAGAAAAUCCGAUAUCAAGUUCGCAAACUCAACGCCGAUCAACGUCCCCGUAUGAAGGGACGAUUUGUGACAAGGCCCAACGCAAGGAAUUUAAGCGGCAUACGAGUUUAAGAAUAAGAGCUUUAAGAACUUGAACUCUUUUAUUCUCUUAUUUUUUUUUCUUUUUUGAAUUCAUGUUUAGUUGCUUUGUUUUUGCGAAUUCGCCCUCCCCAUUUUUUGUUCUUUGUUUAAUUAGCUUGCCCCUCUUGUUAUUUUUUGUCAUAAGGGAAUGGGGAUGAAAUUAGUUUAUUCGAGACAGUAAAGAAUGAGAAUUAAGAAUACAGUACAACUUUAUUUUGUGUCUU